Molecule: messenger RNA, 1959 nt
Organism: Eimeria maxima
Lineage: Eukaryota; Apicomplexa; Conoidasida; Eucoccidiorida; Eimeriidae
Exons: 8
Coding region: 1-1959 (652 amino acids)
Source: RefSeq, a predicted model, not a curated record
AUGUCAGCAGCUGCUGCUACCGAGCCUGCUGCUCCUAGCAGCAUCUCCUCCUCAACAGCAGCAGUAACUGCAACAGCAGCAGGAGCUACAGACACAGCAGAAGAAACGACAGCCAUAGCAGCAGCAAAAGAAGCAGCAACUGCAGCAACAGGGACAUCUGCAGCAGCUGCAGCAGCAGAUCCUGUUGUUUCUUUCUUGCUGCAGGAGGAGGAGCAGCUGCAGCAGCACAUAUCUCUAUGUGACGAGCUGCUGCUGCAGGUGUUGAGCAGCAGCAAGAGGCAGCAGCAGCAGCAGCACAUUAAGGAGGAGCUGCUGCCAGCACUGCAGCAACUGCAGCAGCACGUAGAAGCAAAUACAGCACAAUUAGAGCAGCAACUAGAGGAAGCAGCAAAAACUGCUGCCUCUAUUAGUCUACCAGUGCAGCAGCUGCAGCUGCAGCAGCAGCUGCUGCAGCAAGCAGCAAAACGAGCUGCUGCAGCACUUGAAGCGGAGGAUUUGCUGCAGGCUGCUGCAUGCAUCAGCAGCUGCCUAUACACCCGAGACGAGUUCGAGCGCAUAGACCAGCAGCAGCAACAGCAGCAGCAGCAGCAGCAUGGAGGAAGCGCAGCAGCACCUGAGAGCAUCUGCCGAGCAGAGGCGCCCGUGCUGCAGCAGCUGCAGCAGCAGCAGAUGCAGCUGCAGCAGCACCUUAACAAGCGUCUUGCUGCUGUAGCUCGGAGUCUCGUGGCAGCAGCACUGCAGCAGCAGCAGCAGCAGCAACAGCAGCAGCAGAUAUCUCGUGUAGACACAGGAGGCAGCGUAGACAAUGACGAGCAGCAGGAGGAGCAGGACCUUAAUGAUCAGCAGCAGCAGCAGCAACAGCAGCAGCAGCAGCAUCAAGAGGAACUCACGCUGCUGCUGCGCUGCUACUUCCUGCUGCGCAAGGGAGCAGCAGCAAUAAGAGGGUUUUGUAGAUUUGCUGCUGAGGGACUCGCUGAUGAUUGCUCCAGACAUUUCAAGGUGCUGCUGCAGCCGCAGCAGCAGCAAGUAGGUAGCCGUUACUCGAGUGCGCCUGCUAGUGAGGGUGACGAUGCUGCUGCUGCUGCUGCAGCAGCAGCAGAGGUUGCUGCAUCUGCUGCAGCAGGAGCACCAGCAGCAGCAGCAGCAGCAGCAUAUUUCUUAGCAACAAUCUCUCAAGAGAUGGAUGUGCAGGGCGUCAGGCUACUUAACCACUUCCUUGAUGCCAAACAGGAUUUCUUUGCUUUUAAGAAGAACGAAGGAGCAGAGAGAGACCCAGAGGCCCUCAGGAAAGUUGAGGCUCGAUUGGAGGAGUGCGUGCUGCUGAGCCGUUGCUGCAGCAAAACGCAUGCGUCGCUGCUGCAGCAGUUUAGAGCAGCACUGGGAAGCGCUGCUGCUGUUCCUGCAGAUGCCGAGGCAGACGGCAGCAGCAGCAGUAGCAGCAGUAGCAGCAGCAGCAGCAGCAGCAGCAGUCGGUUAAGGAACGAAAGUAAUGCUGCGGCUGAGAUGGUGACGCAGCAGCAGGUCCGUCAGGUGGAGCAUCCUGCUCUUAUGCAGAGGAGGGAGGAGUUAGUUGCUGAGUAUAUCGCCCUUGAGCAUGCAUUGAUGCUCUGGGCAGUAAGAGAGGCGUUGGAGGUACAGGACGAAUUACCAUUUGCUGCUGCUGCUGCAGCAGCAGCAGAAGCAGCAGAACGUCGUCUAGGGGACGUUUCUUUUAUAGGUGCAGGGGAUGCAUCAUCAUCAGCAGCACAACAACAGCAGCAGCAGCAGCAGCAGCAGCAGCAACGAAUAGCAGCACUAAGGGAGGCAGAGGAGGAAGCAAUUAGAUCAGGAGAAUGUCUAUACAGUACAUUAGCAGAAGAUCUCUUCUUUGUACUACAGGCAUCGGUAUCCAGGGCAUUAAGGUCUGCUGCUGCUGCUGCUGCUGCUGCUGCUAUGGUGCUACUUUGUUGUUGCUGCUGA